AUGGAGCUAGUUGUCAAUUCAACUGAAGAUUCAAAGAAGCCUAUCGUUGCAGCAGUAGAGGGACUUGCUCUUGGAGGUGGAUUAGAAUUGGCCCUGGGAUGCCAUGCAUGUGUUGCUGCUCCGAAAGCUCAACUAGGCUUGCCGGAGCUGACACUUUGUGUUAUUCCCGGAUUCGGAGGUACACAGCGUCUUCCAAGGCUUGUUGGGAAGUCUAAAGCAGUUGAAAUUAUGCUGACAUCUAAACUAAUAAUGUCGGAAGAAAGGCAGAAACUAGGACUCAUUGAUGCUAUUGUAUCUUCUAAGAAGCUAUACUAA
Molecule: messenger RNA, 315 nt
Organism: Vicia faba (fava bean)
Lineage: Eukaryota; Viridiplantae; Streptophyta; Magnoliopsida; Fabales; Fabaceae
Source: the annotation of a GenBank genome assembly